AUGCAGCGUCUUGCGGGAGGUUCCCGAGUCACGGUCGUCUUGAGGACGGGAUUGCAGGUCCCACGCACAGUCGCAACUUGUGGAACCAAGUCUGGUGUCUUUUUUCACAGCACUGGCCGGCGAUUGGGGAGCACCGCUGCCUCGAUCAAGAAGCAAAGUCAAGAUGCCGCCCCAAAGAUUGACCGCUCGCAAUCAAAGCUCUACAAGAAUGCCGACGAGGCAGUCGCAGACAUCAAGAGUGGCUCUACCAUUCUCAGUUCAGGUUUCGGUCUUUGCGGAGUUGCCGAAACCAUCAUCCAGGCUAUGGCCCGCAGAGGCGUCGACUCAUUGAACAACCUCACAGCCGUUUCGAACAAUGCAGGAGCAGGAGAUGGUGGCCUGGCCUCGCUCACAAAGUCGGGUCAAAUCAAGAAGAUGAUUCAGUCAUAUCUCGGCAACAACAAGGCCCUCGAGCAAAAGUACUACUCUGGCGAAAUCUCCAUUGAGCUCUGCCCACAGGGAACAUUGGCCGAGAGGAUCCGCGCUGGUGGUGCUGGUAUUCCCGCCUUUUACACUCCAACAGGUGUCAACACCCACAUUGAGACGGGAGAAAUCCCGAUUCGCCUCGGUCCGGCUAAGGAUGGCUCCAAGGAAUUGACCGUCCUUGAAUACGGUAACAAGCGUGAGACCAGAGUCUUCAACGGCAAGAAAUACAACAUGGAGCACGCCAUUGAGGGUGAUGUUGGUAUCCUCCGCGCAUGGCAGGUUGAUGAGGCAGGAAACUGCAGGUUCCGCUAUACCACCCAGGCCUUUGGUGUCCUCGUGGCUAAGGCCGCAAGAAUCAGCAUUGUCGAGGCUGAGGAGAUUGUGCCUGUUGGCAGCAUUCACCCCGACGAUGUCCACCUCCCCGGAAUAUACAUUAACCGUAUCGUCCCAGCUACCGCCAACAAGGCUGUCGAAAUCAAGAUGCUUCGCGAGGAGGAGGGCGCAAAGAGCAGCAGCCCGACUGAAAAGUCGCCUGCACAGCUCCGAAGAGAGAAGAUUGCCAAGAGAGCAGCCAGGGAGCUCAAGCAUGGCAUGUACGUCAACCUCGGAGUUGGUAUGCCUACCCUCGCUCCCUCUUUUCUCAACCCCGAGAUCAAGGUCUGGAUCCAGUCGGAGAACGGUCUGCUUGGAAUGGGUCCCUACCCUACGGAGGCUGAGGUCGACGCCGACCUCAUCAAUGCCGGCAAGGAGACUGUCACCAUUGUUCCUGGUGGCUCAACCUUUGACUCGUCCGAGUCAUUUGCCAUGAUCCGUGGUGGCCACAUUGAUGUGUCGAUGCUAGGUGCCCUCCAGGUCAGCGCAAACGGUGACUUGGCCAACUUUAUGAUUCCUGGCAAGGUCCUCAAGGGUAUGGGAGGAGCCAUGGACCUCGUCUCCAACCCAGACCAGACCAAGAUUGUCUGUCUUACCGACCACCAGGAUAAGUACGGUCGUUCAAAGAUUGUGCAGGAGUGCAGCCUGCCUCUGACUGGUGCUCGCGUCGUCAGCACCAUUAUUACCGACCUGUGUGUCUUCCAAGUUGACCGUAUCGACGGCGGAUUGACCCUUACUGAGCUCGCCGAGGGCGUCACCGUCGAAGAGGUCAAGGAGAAGACGGACGCAUCCUUCGUAGUUGCCAAGGAGCUCAAGUCUAUGGAGUAA
This is a messenger RNA of Penicillium taxi, 1665 nucleotides long. RefSeq names its product 3-oxoacid CoA-transferase. Gene Ontology annotation, molecular function: succinyl-CoA:3-oxo-acid CoA-transferase activity. NCBI's taxonomy places the organism in Eukaryota, Fungi, Ascomycota, Eurotiomycetes, Eurotiales, Aspergillaceae. Bases 1 to 1665 code for a protein of 554 amino acids. The record is from RefSeq and is a predicted model, not a curated record. The transcript is spliced from 4 exons. Gene Ontology annotation, biological process: ketone body catabolic process.